AUGACAUACCACAGGCCGACACUCGCACGACUGAGUCGAAUGAAGUCGUUGGUACAUGAACAGCCCACCCGCACUCUACAGAAGUCGCGGGAUAUAGGUAGUGUUGCGGCAAACACUCUGCGCAAAGCACACACCACGGGGAUAGCUUUCCAGCGAACAAAGACCGAGCCACAGAGAGAAGGGAACAGCCACAACCACACCUCAGGAGAGUACACACAGCGCACUGAUAGGACACCAGGGUAUGCUAUCGAUAUGCCGCACCACGCGUCGAGAGUCACGUCACAGGGAACCCGAAGUUCGGUACAAACCGACGUGAAGGGACAUGGCUACAUAUCUAGGGACCAUUCACAAAGCACAUUAAAUGCACCGCAGAGGGGCACGAACAAACAGUACUACGCCUUAGACAUGCAGCCACCACGUGCUAUGGCUAAGACACAGUCCAGCAGGCACAUGCACACCAAUAGCCUACGCAGCACGCUUAACGCUGGGACGCGGUCACGGGCGAACCCCACACUAGUGCACCGACAGAGGAGUGUGGACGUGCAAGGGAAGGGUAUGGGAGAGGAGAUGGCCACGAGCACGUCUAUAUACCGUGCGGCAAUAAAGAACCCACGGACUCACGCAUCUGCACGGGCAACCAGUUCAGCGGAGAAGAGUACGCAGACAGACACAUACGCACGUGUAAAUAACGAGGGUGGGGUACCCCCAAGUGACGGAUAUGCGAAACAACUGCAAGCGGAGGUGGAGGUAUGUGCUGUGCGUCUGUUGAGCAAAUCACAAAGCACUGGGAUACGGACGACACGGAAGGACGUCGAGUGUGAGAUAGACUCGGCGGCGUUCAAAACCUGGGGGGAGCAAUAUGCCACACAAAAUACUUUAAUGGGCAGAGCACUGAGGCGAGGGACAGACAGGGACACAUAUAUACUCACACAGCGCCAGGCCCACCUCACACGUACGCGUACACACCACCGGGAAACUUGGCGAGCAAUAGAUGUAGGCAGUCCUACGGCGACGAGUGGGGAACAGACAGAAGCCAAGGCACAGGAGGCACGCACACAGCCGAGUAGACACACACACACCCUCCGCAAGACACUCUCACAGCCAUCACAGCACACGGCGACCCAUAGGGACAGCCACGAGUACACACGUACGCUACAAGCACGGCGUAUGAGGAGCGUACCGCACUUUGCGGAGACUGGAGAUAAGUACACUCACAAGCGCACUACGGAUAGUGACCCAGACACUCUCUGUAGCGGGGCAGGCCCUGGUGGUGCGGGUGGUAGACGAAGGAGUAAUUAUAUUUAUAGCAGGGGCGGUUGUGCUACGAAUAGCCGCGGGAGCAGUCCAACCAAAAUACAGAGAAUCGGUGGUGCAUCUACGGGACUGAAUACGUCCAAUGCGAGGGAGGGUUUGGAUGGAGCAGGAGUCAAUUCUAAUAAUAGAACUGGCAGCUGCACCUCCGACUCAGAGAGAUGGAGGAUGAUUCUUGAAACAGGUGCGAAGGGGUAUUCUAUUGCAAAAACGUACCCCACCACUUUUAAAUCGCACUCGACUAUUGCGGAACCGUAUUCAAUCACUGCGAAUACGUACUCAACAACUCGGAAUACGUACUCAACAACUGGGAAUACGUACUCCACUGCUAAGCCUGUACGGCCGGCCACCCAAGUCCAGAGGGCGAAGUCGCUUACAGAUAAACGUAAAAGCAUUGACACCAGCAACCAGGGUCAGCCUGAGAGCCUUCCAAGAAAACGGGCCGCGACCGCAAUGCACACAAUGCUCCAAUCAAAUGGCAGAGAAUUAUCGUUUAAGUCCCAAUCAAAAGCCAGUAAAAGCGGGCCGGGCGAAUCAAAAACUAAGGAGAAAACGAAGCACCGUUUGUCGAUUAGUGAAAGGGCUUUAAAGCCCAGGGAGAGUAUGAGACCGGCUGAUACGUUGGGCGCGGCACCCCCGUCUGUGCAUCCAGGGCCGACAAUGCGAAGGUGUGGAUGAUGCGAUCGAUAUGACGAGAAGCGAGAGUACAAUGCAGUAGAUGAUUCGACGGGUGUAGAGAGAAUCGGAGAUGCGUAGACGCGUCUAUUCAGUUUAUUGUAUGCAUGCAACUCGCAUAACACGAUGGUGUGGAUCAUUGGACGGACACAGCGCCUGGAACACGAGACGGAUAGGAUUCGAUGAAUAUAUAAUAAACAGAGAGUACGAAGACGGAUAGGAUCCAAUGAAUAUAAAAU
This is a messenger RNA of Sphaeroforma arctica JP610, 2225 nucleotides long. RefSeq lists its product as hypothetical. The record is from RefSeq and is a predicted model, not a curated record. The transcript is spliced from 2 exons. Lineage: Eukaryota; Ichthyosporea; Ichthyophonida. Bases 1 to 1989 code for a protein of 662 amino acids.